AAACACUGGCCCCCUGGGACACAGUGUGUCACCAAGCAUGACCACACCAAGCCCAAGCCUCAGGAGCUGGCCUUCCACAAGGGUGACGUGGUCACCAUCAUUGAGGCCGUGGAGGGCAAAGGCUGGUACCGCGCCAGACACAACAAGACAGGGCAGGAGGGGCUGAUGGUGGCCAGUGCGCUGCGGCAGCGCGGCGCCAUCCGUGCCGACCCCAAGCUCAGCCUCAUGCCCUGGUUCCAUGGGAAGAUCUCAGGGGUGGAGGCAGUGCAGGAGCUGCAGCCCCCUGAGGACGGGCUGUUCCUGGUGCGUGAGUCUGUCCGGCACCCCGGGGACUAUGUGCUGUGCGUGAGCUUUGGCAAGGAGGUGAUCCACUACCGCGUGGUGCACGAGGAGAACACGCUCAGCAUCGACAGCCAGCAGCACUUCUCCAACCUCAUCGACAUGAUCGAGCACUACAUGAAGGAGCAGGGAGCCAUCUGCACCAAGCUGGUGAAGCCCAAGCCAAAAAGCGGGAUGAAGUCAGCUGAGGAGGAGUUGGCCAAAGCCGGCUGGUUGCUGAACCUGCAGCACCUCACGCUGGGAGACCGCAUUGGGCACGGCGAGUUUGGAGACGUGCUGCAGGGCGAGUAUAUGGGGCAGAAGGUAGCUGUGAAGAACAUCAAGUGCGAUGUGACUGCCCAGGCCUUCCUCACUGAAACAGCUGCCAUGACGAAGGUCCGGCACAAAAACCUGGUGUGUUUGCUCGGUGUCAUCCUGCACAACGGCCUCUACAUCGUGAUGGAGUUCAUGAGCAAGGGCAACCUGGUGAACUUCUUGCGCACACGGGGCCGGGCGCUUGUCCCAACCCAGCAGCUCCUCCUCUUCGCUCUGGACGUGGCUCAGGGCAUGGAUUACCUGGAGUCCAAGAAGCUGGUGCACAGGGACCUGGCUGCUCGCAACAUCCUCAUCUCUGAGGAGAACGUGGCCAAAGUGAGCGAUUUCGGCUUGGCCAGGGUCAAUCCUAAGGGUGCAGACGCCACUUUGCUGCCCGUCAAGUGGACAGCCCCAGAGGCCCUGAAACACAACAAAUUCUCCUCCAAGUCAGACGUGUGGAGCUAUGGAAUCCUCCUGUGGGAAACCUUCUCUUUCGGACGCGCGCCCUACCCCAAGCUGAGCCUGAAGGAGGUGACGGAGCUGCUGGAGCAGGGGUACCGCAUGGAGCCCCCUGAGGGCUGCCCACCUGCAGUCUAUGCCCUGAUGAAGAGCUGCUGGGCGCUGGAGCCAGGCAAGAGGCCGUCCUUCAAGAAGCUCACUGAGAAGCUGCAGAAGGAGCUGAAGCACCUGAGGGAUGUUUAG
This is a messenger RNA of Nestor notabilis (Kea), 1335 nucleotides long. It is a transcript of the gene MATK, whose product is annotated as megakaryocyte-associated tyrosine kinase. Gene Ontology annotation, molecular function: ATP binding; protein tyrosine kinase activity; protein binding. The annotation marks the transcript as partial. The record is from RefSeq and is a predicted model, not a curated record. The transcript has 11 exons. Gene Ontology annotation, biological process: protein phosphorylation. NCBI's taxonomy places the organism in Eukaryota, Metazoa, Chordata, Aves, Psittaciformes, Psittacidae.